Messenger RNA from [Torrubiella] hemipterigena, 1188 nucleotides. Lineage: Eukaryota; Fungi; Ascomycota; Sordariomycetes; Hypocreales; Clavicipitaceae. The record is from the annotation of a GenBank genome assembly.
GACAUCACCACAACCAUCACUCCCACAUCGUCACUCACAAUGGCUUCCGCCGGGCUCGUCUUUUCCAGCCAUGCAUUCGGCGACCACGAGCGUCAAGAAGUCGCCGUCUGGGAAUGGAAAGAAGCAAAAAGCGACGGAUAUUGGCUCAUUUAUAUCCACGGCGGCUUCUGGUGGUUUCCACACCAGAGCUUUGGUGACUUUACGGCGUCGAUGAAGCACAUGACUGCUCCGGGAUAUCCUGCCCGCUCGUCCAUCCGCGGCUUCAUCUCACUCGACUACCGCAUCACCAACCCUGAGGAGAGCGGCAGCGUCAAGUACCCCGAGCCCCUCAACGAUGUGGUUGCCGGCCUGUCUAUGGUCGCUGACAAGGUUGGCCUUACUAACGACAACUACAUCCUGAUCGGCCAGUCCGCCGGUGCCGCGCUCGCCUUCCAGCUGCUCAUGGGCAUGGCAUCCGAGGCCAUUCCGCGCCCUCCGCUGCCAACUGCCAUUAUUGGUGUUUCGGGCCUCUAUGACCUAGUGCGACUCAACGACCAUGCCAAGGGCGAAUAUGCAAAGUACAUCACCGCUGCGUUUGGCCCCAACCAGCGCGACUGGCAGAACGCAUCGCCUGCCAAGUUCAAGGGGCAAUACCGCAAACAGUGGCCCGGCGACCGAUGGGUGGUGCUGGCGCAUUCUACGGAAGACCAGUACUUGGAUGUUGGCGAGAUGGAUAGUAUGCUGGCUAGGCUCAAGAUGGAGGACAUCCCCGUCCACGACGUUCGCAACUUGACCGGCAAGCAUGACUUUGUCUGGGAGGAAGGCUCACAGAUUGCCCAGCUUGUGGCCGAGCUGCUACCCAAGCUGCCCAAAGUAUAAAAAGAAACAUUAACUGUAUGUAAAUUAUUUGUACGUAAAUAUAAACAACUAAACGAGCAUGGGUCUGUGCAUGAACACACAAACCCUCCUCGCUAAAUGCAAUGCAGGCAAAAUGCUUUUGGUAUCUCAAUCUUUUCAGUCAUUAGUUUUUCCCGCCCAUCACCUGUUUUAUUUUUUUUUUAAAUCUUGGCCGCCCACUUCCAUCCAGUGCACGAGAUGCGGCAUGCUACAAAGACGAUGCCUGCUGCAAGCAUUACGCCGCCAGCCCAGAGCUGGGCAACCAUGUACUGGCCAUGCAUCUUGUCGAGAAUGACACCAGCUGUGGGUGUA